Pocillopora verrucosa is the source of this 2515-nucleotide messenger RNA. Its product is annotated as SPARC-related modular calcium-binding protein 2. NCBI's taxonomy places the organism in Eukaryota, Metazoa, Cnidaria, Anthozoa, Scleractinia, Pocilloporidae. The record is from RefSeq and is a predicted model, not a curated record. Gene Ontology annotation, biological process: cell-matrix adhesion. Gene Ontology annotation, molecular function: protein binding; calcium ion binding. Gene Ontology annotation, cellular component: basement membrane.
ACGUCACCUGUGCCAAACAGUGAUAUUUCCUCUCUGAAAUACAACAACAAGGUGCUUUCGACCAAUGUAUUUUCUCUUUGUGUCAUCAAUCGAACGAUAGUUUCUUCAGUUCUGUGUUCUGCCGGACGAAAUACUGACAAAUUUCGAUUCACCGCCGUUCCCUUCGCUAACCUGCGAGCAGAUUUCAUUUUAACGGGCGAGAAACAUUGCUUCCCUGUUGUUUACAAAUUUCUUGGCGGUGAGGGGAAACAGCGUUGGAGAAAUUUUCAACUUAGGUAUUUCAAAAACGAAACUCUGCGCGUCGCGGAAGACACAAUGGCUGGGAAGGAAUAAAAACCGAAGAUAAAAAUGUCACCUGUUACGCUAGGGUGUAACACAAUAUCUGAAGCAAUCGAGAUUUGGUCUGCCGGGAGAUCAUCACAGUGUCAGUUGGUUUGAAGAGGGCUCGGAGUUAAGGUUGCGCACAAGUUCAGCACUCCACAGCAACUCAGAUCCAUAAGCAAAUUGAAAGCAUUCAGCAAUGGAGACCAUGAUUCAUCUAGUGGCCCUUUCCACGCUGAUGACUCUACAAAUUCUUUGUUUCUUUGGAGGAAUCCAGGAAGUGGGCGGUGUAUGCAGCAGAACAUUCGAGUGCCCUACCGGUGAUUCUGGAAGUAAUCCAGUAUGUGGUAGUGACAGAAGGACGUACAGCAGUCGUUGCACUCUUCAGCUUGCAAAGUGCAAUGGGCACAGAGUCAGAAUGGCAUAUAAGGGAAGCUGUAAAGGUACAAGACCAUCAGUGCCACAACGCUCCCACAACCUUGUAGUGACCACUACAACCAAGUGUCUGCGUGAGAGACAGGAAGCACUAUCAAAUGCAAGAGCAAAAGAUCUCAUCAUGCUUGGUGUCUUUGCCCCUAAAUGCGAGGCUGAUGGCAGCUUUAGUCGAGUGCAGUGCUUAAACUCGUCAGGUUAUUGCUGGUGUGUAGACCGCGAGGGUAAAGAAAUGUCAGGAACCAAAGUGCGCCAGCGUACACCACAUUGUCCCACAAUAAGAGCACACAGUCAGCCAUCAGAGAAACCAUCAGGAAAAGGCUGGAAGUCGGUAAAACCUUGCAUUAAUUGUAAAGGUUGUCCAAGAGAUGCACGCACUAAUUUUAAUGAUAAGCUUGUGAAAUUCUUAUCGAAGCAAUUCAUGGAAUAUGUUAAAAAAUCUGCAUCCAGCUCAGGACAAGUUCAAGGUCAGUCAAGCAGUAUGGGUAAAGUCCAUCUUUUACUCUGGAAGUUCACACAUCUUGACACCAAUGCUGAUUACAUGUUGGAAAUGAAGGAACUCCAUGCUUUCCUCAAGAUUACAAAAAAAACCAUUCACCCUAAAAAGUGCAGCCGCACUUUCAUGGCUUACUGUGACAGGGAAAGAGACCAUAAAAUUUCACUCAAUGAGUGGUACUUUUGCUUUGGAGUGAAAGAAAUUAAGAAAUGUAGUGGUGAAUAUCUCGCAGCGCUGAAAGCAAGUAGGCAUUCUUCCAGUGAAAACCAACCAUACUUGCCUCGCUGUGCCACUGAUGGUUCAUUUACUCCAACCCAAUGCCAUUACUCCAUUGGUUACUGUUGGUGUGUUGAUAUUGACACUGGCAAACCAAUUCCAAAUACGACAACAAAAGCUACAUCUUUGGACUGCCGGAAGUACCUGUCAAAACAGAAUGCAACUGGCUUAGCAAAGAAAGAAUGUGCUCAAGAUUUGUGGAUGUCAUUCAGGAGACAAAUGCUGAGACUGUUCAGGAGAGAAGUGGGUGAAGACUCUCCAAAACAUGAAGAAGAUCAAGUUGAAUCAAUAAGAAACCAACGCAGAAGUGCCAGAUCAGGAAACCUUCAACUUUUUGGCACCUUUCUAUCAGAUAAUCAAGUUUUAAUCUGGAAGUUCAACCGAUUGGACAGAAACAGGGACAAACUGCUUGUGUCAAGUGAGUUUCUCACAUCGACCAUGAAGAAAAUUCUCGGAAACGUUAAACGAGGACGAAAAUGUGGCAAAAAGCUGUUGGUUGAUUGCGAUCUUGACAAAGAUAGAGGUUUAUCAAUGAUGGAAUGGACUCUUUGCCUAAGAAUACAUGAUCGUCGCAUGCCGCUGCAGUAGUUUGUGGAUAUCAUCAUGCAAGUGUGAUUCAUUUCACAACAUACAAGAACACGGCAGCUUGUGUCCAGCACAAGAAAGCAGGCCCAGAUUAGUAGAAGUAUGGACUGGUGAUGCUGCAACCUCUAUGUAAAACAUGAUGAAAAUAGUCUUUCUUGUAGUUUCCAGGCCUCCUGUGCUUUUCACACAGGCAAAGUCAGUAAAUAAUUUAGUUGUGUCCUAUUCCCAUGUAAGAUGUUCCAGUUGAUCUCUCACCAAAAUACAAGCAGACAAAAAAACAAAUUUAAAGAGAGAUCAGAAUUCAACAAGAUGCCAUAAACGAGGGUUGAGAAGGAAAUUUCUGAAAAGAAGUAAAAAUCCUGUUUCUUUUUUUAUACAUGCAAUUUAAUUCCAAUAACUUUAUUC